ACACACAGAGAGAGAGAGAGAGAGAGAGAGAGAGAGACAGACAGACAGACACAUACACACACAGAGAGAGAGAGAGAGCGCGCGCGGUGUGUGUGUGUGUCGCUCGGUUCUGUCGGUGAUCUUCAGCCGGUUCUGUGUGUUUCCGUGCAGAUCUCACGCGUGUCGCUCACUCCUGGCGUCCGUGUGAGUGUGAAGAUGCUCUAGACACAUCUGCAUCUGCCUGUGACCUUUGACCCCUGACCGGAACACUGACCCGUGCCUGGCCGGAGUCCACCGCGCUCCAGAACCAUGUGAGGGCUUUUCAGUGCCUCUCUGAGCACCGCCUGUAACCCCGCCCUAGUGUAUACAAGCCCCACCCCUCAUUCUAGCCCCGCCCCUGCCCCUGAAGACACUGGCCAUGAUGUUCCGGGACCAGGUGGGGAUCCUGACGGACUGGUUUAAGGGCUGGAACGAGUGUGAGCAGACGGUGGCACUGCUGUCGCUGCUGAAGCGUGUCUCUCGGACGCAGGCCCGCUUCCUGCACAUCUGUCUGGACCACUGGCUGGCCGACUGCACCGAGAUACACAUACUGGAGGCAGAGGCCAACAAUGCAGCUGUGGUCAGUCAGUGGCAGCAGGAGCCCAAAGAGAAGGCCGUGUCGCUGCUGCUAUCCCAUCUGCCCCUGCUGCAGCCGCGCAACAGUGAAGCUAAGUGUGAGUACAUGAAGCUGCUGCAGAUGGUCCUGAGCCACACCAUCGAGAGCAGUCUGUUCGUGGAGGAGAGUCGCCAGCUGCUGUCCUACGCCCUCAUCCACCCGGCCACCACCCUCGAUGACCGUAACUCUCUGGCCCUGUGGCUCAAUCACCUGGAGGAGCACCUGUCCUCACGGCCGCCUCCGCCCGGCCCGUACCACCAUCACACCCGGCAGGGCUCCGACGAGUGGCCCUGCUCCGCCGAGGCUCUGGAGCCGGCGUACGGCUGGCAGGAGAAGCUGUCGUCCAGCUGCAGUUCACCGGCCGGACAGAACGGACACAUGGCUUUCCCAGGAACGGGUGGAGUGACCUCACCGGUCAACAGCAGCACAGGACUGUCCGGUCAGGUGCAGCCGAGCCCACUCAAGCCCUCCAUGUCACUCACACCCUCCAAUCAGUCGGCCUGCAGCUCUGAUUGGCUGAGCCAGGAGGAGGGGGGCGGGUGUCAGGGCGUGUCCGGAGCAGAACACGCCCCUCUGUCUCCGCAGAGCAGUGUGGCAUCUUCAGGCAGCGAGCAGACGGAGGAGCAGAGCAACGCACGCAACACUUUCCAGGAGGACGGCAGCGGGAUGAGAGACGUGCCGGCCUGGCUGAAGAGUCUCCGACUGCAUAAAUAUGCGUCGCUCUUUUCUCAGAUGACGUACGAAGAAAUGAUGAUCCUCACAGAGCAGCACCUGGAGUCACAGAACGUGACGAAGGGAGCUCGACACAAGAUCGCUCUGAGCAUCCAGAAGCUGAGAGAGCGACAGAGCGUCCUCAAGUCUCUAGAAAAGGAUAUUCUGGAAGGCGGGAACGUUCGGAAUGCUUUACAAGAGCUUCAGCAGAUCAUCAUCACGCCAAUCAAAGUCUAUGCCCCGCCCACUGCUGCCCAGAAGGAGGUGGAGCCUGUCGAUAAAGCAGCCAAUCCCUGUGAAGAGAAGGAGGGCGAGGGCUUCCAGACCCACAAUCCUCCAGCGUGUGACGGAGAGUCAGCGUCUGCACCCGUCGGUGACGGAGACAUCGCAGGACAGUUCACACGUGUGAUGGGGAAAGUGUGCACACAGCUGCUGGUGUCCAGACCGGACGAGGAGAACAUCAGCUGUUACCUGCAGCUCAUAGAGAAGUGUGUGACACACGAGGCGUUUACAGAGACGCAGAAGAAGCGGCUGUUGUCAUGGAAACAGCAGGUGCUGAAGUUGCUCCGCCUCUUCCCGCGGAAGACCGUGAUUGACAGCGGUGUGUACCGGCGAAGCUGGCAGCAGUACGGGUCGAACUCUCUGCCCACAGCUGGAUCUGUGAGCGCAGGCUUGAGCCGCCGGGGACAGAGACCCUUCCAGAUGCCCCCCCGAGGAGCUCCUCCAGCCGGACGCAUGAGUCUGAUGAGCGCUGGGGGUCUGACCGGAGCAUCCCCCCGACACUCGCUCACUAACCCCCCCGCGGUCAGCGCACAGGGCCGACAGAAUCUGUGGUUUGGGAAUCCUGGAGGCAGUAACAGCAUGCCGAGCCAGAGCAGAAGUUCAGUGCAGAGAACUCACUCACUUCCUGUUCACACGUCUCCUCAGACCAUGCUCCUGUUCCAGCAACAAGAAUGCCAAGUUCCAGGGACUGAUCUGGAGAUCAACCCCACGCUGGAGUCUCUGUGCCUCAGCAUGACAGAGCACGCCUUAGGAGAUGGAAUGGACAGAACGUCGACGAUAUGAGACUCAAGCCGGUGAAAGAACUGAAUGAUGACUGCGCUGUGCUCCAGUAGCUCAGCACACACACACACACACACACAAACUACACGAGUCACUACAGACCACACACAACUAACUGUGUAUAUGUUCUCUAAUAUUUUUCUACUUUAUUGUACUUAACUAAGUUUAUUAUAAAGGAAAUACAGAAACUAUUAUAUUGCGGAACUGAGAUCAGGAUGAGCGUCAUUAGCUGGAGGUGUGUGACCGCGAGGAAUGAUGGUGCUUCUGGUCUGAGCGAGACCUUCUGCUGAGCGCGGUCAGUAGCCGUUCGUUUACAUCCACUUCCUGUGUCCAUCUGCCUGCAUGACCUCUCACCCUCACGACUUCAGGCAUCCCUGUGUUUAUCUGUUAUGAUGCGUUCUUAUUUCUGGCCAGGUACAAGAGGUUUCUUAGCACUUACACGUGAGAUGUUUACCAGUGCAUCACUACAGCCGCCAGCUUUUCUUCAGUUUGUAAAUACGCAGGUAUAGGAAAAUCAUAAUAUGACCCGAGAGACUUUAUCCAAAUGAUUUUUAUAAACAGAUCUAUGAAGUAAAGACGUGAGGCGUGGCCACUGAGAGAUCGAGCUGUGCUCGUCUGUAGCUCCGCCCCUCCAUGACUGACAGGGACGUCCACCAAUGACAGACUCCGCCUCCUACUGACUGAUGCAAAAAUCCACCAAUCAGAUUCCAUUUCAUCGUCGAUGUCAUCUUUUAUUUCCUCCUGGCUUCACAGAAUCGACCAAUCGCAGUGGUGCUUUCUUUGGAUUCAUUUGUGGUGUGUUUUCUUUGAAUGGUACAGUCUGUGAAAAUCCCAUUCGGCCUUAUCAGAGCAUCCGAGCGCUUUGUGUGUGUGUUUUAUACGUCUCUCAGACGCUGCUCUGUGUCUAGUAAAACUGUAUUGACUGAAAAA
Molecule: messenger RNA, 3337 nt
Organism: Carassius gibelio (silver crucian carp)
Lineage: Eukaryota; Metazoa; Chordata; Actinopteri; Cypriniformes; Cyprinidae
Product: protein Smaug homolog 2
Exons: 13
Coding region: 398-2410 (670 amino acids)
Biological process (GO): regulation of mRNA stability; negative regulation of translation; nuclear-transcribed mRNA poly(A) tail shortening
Cellular component (GO): P-body
Molecular function (GO): translation repressor activity; mRNA binding; protein binding
Source: RefSeq, a predicted model, not a curated record